AUGGGGUCCCAAGAUUUAAGUCAAAGUUCUUCUCUUCAACAAUCUUUUGUUGAUCCUAACCUACAAUCCCAAUUCACAAACGUGAACCAAUCCUCACAUCCCAACUUUCUUUAUGUUCCAUUAAAUGCAUCCUACAACCCAUUUGUUAAUCAACAGCCUGGAAACCAUUCUUCAUUUCAAGGCCUACUCAACAGCCAUAAUAUUCCUUUUGAUAAUAUUAAGAACUCAGCCAGGUCAUAUUGUGUGAAUGAUAAUGGAAGCAAUACCCAAAAGCCUAACAUCUCACAAGCUUCUGUUGCCAACAAAAACUGGACCAAAGCCGAAGACAUAGCGUUGACGAAAGCAUGGUUAUAUGUAUCUAUUGAUUCUGAUGUUGGUAGCAAUCAAAAGAAUACACAGAUGUGGAAUCGCAUUUUAAUGCAUUGGAAGGAGAAUAUGGGGGUGCAGAUGUGGAAUCGCAUUUUAAUGCAUUGGAAGGAGAAUAUGGGGGUGAGCUGCAAUAGUUCGAGGAACACUAACAGCUUAGGAUGUCGAUGGGCAAAAAUACAAUCAGCCGUGAGCAAAUACCAUGAAAUUUAUGAGUGUCUAGAAAGAAUUCCUCAGAGUGGAUCCAAUAUAGAUGAUCUGAAAAGAGAAGCAAUGAGGGCAUAUGAAGAUAUCAACAAUAAGAAAGAGUUUAAAUUUGAGCACUGUUGGAACAUCAUGAGAAAGAAUCCAAAAUGGUGUACAAAUCAACUUGCAAAAACAAAUGGGACAAACAAGUCGAAAGGAGACAAUACGAGCCAUUUGUCAACAGAUUCACCAUCUAUUAAUCUUUGUGAUGAUACAACUGUUGAUCCGUUUGGUUGUGAGAAGCUGAAAACGGAUGGUUUAGCACGUCCUGAGGGAAGAAAAGCCUGUAAAGACAAAAAAAGAAAGUCGAAUGAUGAAAAAUGGGUGGUAGAAGUAUUAGGCAAGUUACAAUGCACUUUAGAAAUGCAUGUUGCCAUCACUCGAGAAGAGCUGGAGCUGAAAAAAGAGAAAGAAAAAAAAGAGCAUGACUUAAGGGAGCAGGUAAUAAAGAAAGAGUUUAAAAUGAAACAAAAAGCUCAGAGACUGAAAAAGAAAGAUCAAGAAAUGAAAGAGAGAGUUAUAGAAAUGAAAGAAAAUGCUCAAAGACUGAAGAUAAAAGACCAAGAAUUGAAAGAAAAGGCUCAAAGAAGGCACGAUCAAGAGUUCAUUAUGAAUCAGGAUGUGACCAAACUAUCCCCAACCAUGCGAGAAACCAUUGAAAUAUACCGAGUUCAAAUACUGAAGGAAUGGGAAAAUGAAUGUUGCAUAAGCAACAUAAAUCAGACAACUUCUUCUGGAUCGUGA
Messenger RNA from Striga asiatica, 1356 nucleotides. Lineage: Eukaryota; Viridiplantae; Streptophyta; Magnoliopsida; Lamiales; Orobanchaceae. The record is from the annotation of a GenBank genome assembly.